AUGCCACGAGCCCGCUACGAGCCGAUUCCUAGCGCCCAGGAGGCAGUUGAAGCUGCUGAAAGGCAGAUGGAGGACGCCUUUGAUAUAUCGGACGAUGAAGACGACCAUACCGACAACGCAGCGGAGACGCGUCCUAUGAUACCACAACCCACACGACCUGUGGAGCAUUCCUCGAGUGGCAAUAGUCAUGCUAACAAUAAUCUCUAUGAUUUUGAGUUCGAUUAUACUAUGCCUCCGCCCGGUUCUCCACCGAGACCGUCAGCGUUAGCGAUUCCGAACAACAUCUUUGGAAACACCAAUGGCGAGCUGCCAGAAUCCACGUCGAUCCCUUCCUUUCCUCGUCCCAAUUGGGUUCAACGUAACCUUGGCUCAUGGCUUCCUGACCGGUUCGCUCCUAAGCAGACUAGAGUCAUGGGUAGUGGACUCGGCAACGAUGGUGUCUUCGCCAAUGUGACCGCAAAGCCAUCUACGAAUAUCGCUCCCGAUCCUAGCCGUGCUGAACAAGGGUCCAGCUCGGUGCAUGUCGCCCCCGAGUUCGAACAAAAAGAUGCUCCGCCCACGUAUGCUGACGCUCAAAUGGACGCAGUUCCACCGUAUUGGGAUACCACAGUGCUUGCACCUGCACACUCAAGUGAUGAGCUUAUCAUUGAAGGAUUGCCCCCAGGCCAUCUACUUUCCUUCCUGACCAGCUUAUUCAUAUCAUUUUCCUUCCAAUUUAUCGGUAUGGACAAAUUACGCUAG
This is a messenger RNA of Acaulospora colombiana, 741 nucleotides long. The record is from the annotation of a GenBank genome assembly. Lineage: Eukaryota; Fungi; Glomeromycota; Glomeromycetes; Diversisporales; Acaulosporaceae.